This is a messenger RNA of Didymella exigua CBS 183.55, 3440 nucleotides long. RefSeq names its product Ark1/Prk1 family protein kinase Ppk30. Bases 116 to 3247 code for a protein of 1043 amino acids. The record is from RefSeq and is a predicted model, not a curated record. Lineage: Eukaryota; Fungi; Ascomycota; Dothideomycetes; Pleosporales; Didymellaceae. Gene Ontology annotation, biological process: peptidyl-threonine phosphorylation; actin filament organization; actin cortical patch assembly. Gene Ontology annotation, cellular component: cytoplasm. The transcript has 3 exons. Gene Ontology annotation, molecular function: ATP binding; protein serine/threonine kinase activity.
CUCCGCCUGCCCAUUGUCCCUGAGGCCUGACAGCUGCAUUCUCCCCUCCCCUCCCAUGCACCGCCUAUAGAACGCAUGCUGUUCCUGCAUCGCAGCAGGUUCCCUUCCCGAUAGCAUGUCUUCCGCUCGCUAUGCCCCCUCCACCGCCCAUUCGAUGCCCCAGCAGGCCGCAUACCGCGCUCCCGCCCCUGUCGCUGUCUCCAAUGCCCCACCGGGCACCUUUGUGCCGGGGACAAAGGUCCAGGUGGGCAGCCACCGCGUAGUCAUCGAGAAGUACCUUUCGGAGGGUGGCUUCGCCCAUGUCUACCUGGUCCGCGUACCGAAGACCGAUGGGCACACGCCAGAGACUGCCGUCUUGAAGCGGGUGGCCUGCGCAGAUAAGGAGGCGCUGGCUAACAUGCGGACGGAGGUAGAGACCAUGAAGAAGCUGAAGGGGCACCACAAGAUCGUCACCUACUUCGACUCGCACGCCUCGCAGUUGAAGGGUGAGGGCUAUGAAGUCUUCCUGCUGAUGGAGUUCUGCUCUGGCGGAGGACUGAUCGACUUUAUGAACACUCGACUACAGCACCGCCUCACCGAGCCUGAGAUUUUGCACAUCUUCUCUGAUGUUGCUGAGGGUGUCGCGACGAUGCAUUACCUCAAGCCGCCGCUGCUCCACCGAGAUCUCAAAGUCGAGAAUGUCCUCAUUACGAAGGCCGGAGGGAACACAAUUUACAAGCUGUGCGAUUUUGGCUCUACUGCGCCGCCGCGCCCUGCUGCUACUACAGCUGCAGAGGGGAGGCUGAUCGAGGACGACGUCCAACGGCACACGACCCUGCAAUACCGAAGUCCAGAAAUGAUCGACGUGUAUAGGAAGCAGCCAAUCGACGAGAAGAGUGACAUCUGGGCACUGGGAGUAUUGCUGUACAAGCUGUGCUACUACACGACACCGUUCGAAGAAGUUGGGCAGAUGGCUAUCUUGAACGCAAGCUUCAAGUACCCACACUACCCCCCGUUCUCGGACAGGAUCAAGGCGCUGAUAGGAUGGAUGUUGCGCGAAAGCCCUCAGCAGCGUCCCAACAUCUAUCAAGUAGUGGCUGAGACGUGCGCCAUGCGCCAUCGAGCAUGUCCAAUCAAGGAUAUCUACUCUGGUCGGACACAAUCCGAGGCUCGCCGAAAUCAGCAGCUGCCAGCAGCAGAACCCCAAAUAUCCUCACCGCCGGCGGUGAUUGGAAUCCAGAAAGUCGCACCAGUACAGAAGGUGCAGCACAUCCCGGAUAUCACCCCGAUGAGAAGAGGACGGCCUACUGGCCCUGCACAGGCGCCUCCAGGCGCAAAGCCUAGUGCUUCUCCGAUGAGAGGCACGACUUCAGACCCCUUCGCGGCCCUGGACAGCCAGGACGUUCAAGUUCGACGUGCGGCUGCGGACGAGCUUGCCUCGCGCUUCCCAUCUCUAGAUGAAUUUUCUUUGCUUCACGACCGUGGUCAGAAGUUCGAGUUCAGUCAGCCUUCGCCAUCCAGCGCACCGCUGAACAAGCGUGUCACUGAAGCGCUUGCUGACGACGCAUUCGCUCUGCCACCUGCUUCCAAGGUUGAUUCAGCACCUAGAACCAAGCCAAUUUCUAAGGUGCCUUCAACUACUGUUUCAAGAACAGCAUCCAUCAAAAAGCCAAAGCCUCACGAGGCUAGCGAGAGCCCUCGGACAUCGAGCUCGGCGAUACAACAGCCAGUACCUCAGCACAGCAAGAUGAUUUCCACUGGCGUCCAAACCUCACCUGCGCCGUCGCCAGGACCUUCACCGUACCCAGAUGUCACCAAGCGUCCAAUCUGGAAAGUCCCGUUGUCCGGCCACCACAACCGGACACAAAGUCAGCCACGAACGUUCGAGAAGGCACAAGGCAGUCCAUCGCUUAGGCCUUCCGAGUUUGCAUUGCCUGUCAGGCCCUCCCUUGAUUCUCGGUCAAGAUCUCACAUGUCCAACCUAAGCAUUCCCAAAUCUCCUGCAUCCUCUCGACCAUCACUGGAGGGCUCCCGUCCCUCCCAGCUGGACAUUGGAAGCACGAUUGAUCGCGCCAGAUCUGCAAACUCGAAUGCUAGACCAGCAAGCAUGCACGUAGAGUCGAACCUCGACUUCCUCCGAGAGCGAGAAUCGGCGCCAGGUCGCAACUUUGAUGCGCCUUCACUGAUACGCCGCACCACUUCCAGUGCCAUUGAUGACUCUGAUUCGGAGACCAGAAACGUCAGGUCCAGCGUGGACUUCCUUCGUCAGAUCGAGGGGGACCCUGACCAGAAACACAAGCAUCGCCGUAGCAGCUCGCAGUCCAAGCAUACUCGGCUUGGAAGCCUGUCAUCGAUCACAAGCAACACGAAAAACAUCGUGAAAGGUAGAUUCGGCGACGCGUUCCGUCGAUUCGAGACCAACAACAAGACACCUGAGCAGGAACGCGCAGAACCAGUCAUAGCACCGCUCGAACAACACCACGAGUACCCGUCCAACCAUCGUGAUCUUACGCCCAUCGCUGGCUCUGUUGCUUCGCUGGCCCCCACCGAGGAUGACAGGGGACCCAUUGACGAGACGCAAGAUCUGCCGCCCGAGGUGCGUAGGGAGCUCGAAAGGCGCAAGCUUAGCGAAGAAGAGCGACGGGUGGAAGCUGCUGCCGCCGAGUACAAGCAACGCAUCGCAUCACAAGCACAAGGCAAACCCAGGGCACCUUCGAAGGCUUCCACGAUACAGAACCGUGUCAAAAAUCUACUCGAUGAGAGCAGCAAGCCGGCUCAAGUCAAUCGCACUGCUGCCGGGUAUGGCAAGUACACGGACACUGGAAAGCCGCUGCCUAACAGGCCGGAAGAACAGAGUGGCAUGCGCCCGCCACCUAUCGCGCGCAAGCCAGUCAAUGUUGCGGCGCAGCAAGAUCUCACAUAUGCCAAACCGUCGGGUCGUCCGAACCUGCCACCGCCAGUGCCAUCAUCCUCCGCACCGCCGGUGAUCAGUCUGCGCGCGCCAUCUGGACCUCCACCUCGUGCGCCCAAGCCAAAAGCUCUGCAGACAGGAGGAUCGGCGAACCCUCCAUCUACCCAGAACUCGCCCACCAAGCCUGCUUCGAUACGAAGUGUCAAUGUGAGAGAUAAGCCGCUUCCAGCCGUUGCAGGUGAUGCUGCAGGUAGAGAUGAAUGGGAUGUCGAUGCGUUUAGCAAGCGCUAUCCGAGUUUGAGCGGGCUGGAGAUGGUUGAGACGGAGAUCCCAAAACGCAAUGUAAGGGACGUUUGAGAUGUCUUGAAGACGACAGUUUUGUAUAGAUUUCAUUGCUUAUUAGCGAUCUGUUACAUGAUCAUUGGACAUCAAGGUCGCGGGCAGUAGUCGUUUGUACGCUUAAGCAGGCGCUCUAUUGCGUCUAGCAAACACACCGUUUGCACAACCGCUAUAGACAUAGACACCAUGUUCAAACCCUUUCCAAGCAUCA